AUGAAUUUCCACGAAGUCUUUUCAAAACAGGCCUUUUUUGAGGAUUUUGUGACUUUUGAUAACUUCGCUGGGUUUAUUGUUGUUCGUGAACACAUCGACAACAUACCGAAUUCAGAGCGCUUGGAAGAGGAAAAAACGUACAAGUUCUACGCUUUCCUGCUGCGGUUACUUCGAGGUGAAGAUUCCCCUGUUGUACCAAAAUUAAAUCAACUAAUCUUUAUCAACGUGACCCUAUUCGAUCUUGUCUUGGAAAGGCUUGAGUACCUGCGAAGCUCGGACAAUCUUGUCGAAUACGUUCACCCAUCCUUUAUUGACGAAGUUCUCUCUACCAGUGAGGAUGAAUUGGAGGAAUUAAAUGCUACGUCUUUCCAUGCAGACAGUCUAGUUGGACAGUUUCUGCGAAAAUUUGUCAUCGGAUUUCAUCUAAUGACAUUUGACCAAAUGAUUAAGUUCCGUGACGCCUUCUACGAUUACUAUGAUGCUGUGAGAAAUCAGAUGGACACGUCCGACGCAUCAUUGUUUGGUCAUUUGAGUACAAAUCAGGUUGCAAAGUUUUCUGAAAGCAUUAUCAAAAAAGUUGGCCAAUUAGGCUCCAUGUGUCCUGCACAAUACGAUCACCUGAUCGAAAGCUUAAGAACGUUUCAAAAAACCCACCCUGAUCUCGCCACACCGCACUUCACUUCUCACUUGAUCGCCAUGCGGCAGCGUAACUUCACCCAAGCUGAGGCCGAGCUCUACAAGGCCUUCGAGAUGGUCAUUUCGGGACCAGUUAAAGACUCCACACUGGCAGCAAUCUGCGAUCCCAAGCCAUCUGAGGCUUGGACGGGCAUGACGCUUGCCGCUGUGGACAUGCACCACAGACUCGGCCACGAGCAUCAGGCUCGAUCGUUCCAGCGCCAGGCUCUCAAUCAGGCACUCGAGACAAACGACACGGUGUGCCUUAGGCAAGCUAAGGCCGCGCACGAUGUGUUAAACUCGUUGGGCGAACCCUUCCGCUACGAGACCGCUGACACAAGCACCAAGGGACACGUUUCGACCGAUCUCCUGCUCACUGAACUGCGCUGUAAGCUGUUGAAACUCUUGGGGACAGGUGCAAGUCCUCAACGAAUAUUGCUGACCUUCUUCAACUCUGCGGUCGCCACGCAAUCGGAGGUUCUGGCCAUCGUGCUGCUCGACGUGGCAUUCGUCUUUGCCUUCUACGGCCACAGCAUCUUGGCCACGACGUUGUUGCAGUGUGUCGUCAUGAUAGACUGUCUGCGUCCCUGUUCAAUCUCCGACGAGGUCCUAGCUAUGGCAAUUUCACAGCUUGCGAGAGCAUUUGCCGUCUCCGGCUCACCAGCACAGGCUGUACGGAUGCUUGAAGAGGGCGCCUCAACGAUUGGUCAGUUCGAUGAGUUAUCGAUUUUUGAACGUGCCCGUGUGGAGACCCAAUUGGAACAGGCGCUUCGUAUUGGCUCCGAUUUAAACUAUUGCUCUCGGUUGGUCAGCAACUUGGCUCUGUUUUGUCCCUGGGAAUCUAACCUCAGACGUGCGUGUGUCGAAUUAAAGCGAGGCAACCAACCGCUAGCCUUCCAUCUACUCCAGAUCAUUGCCGGCACUGCCGAGGGACUGCGCACUUCGAUUGACUUCAGCGACACGCUUUGCUCCGGUCGCCGUGGCGGUGCGGACGCAGUCGACGCUGAAGAGGUGUCGUCGAGUCUUCCCCUCCUGAGUCAUCUCCCUCCCACCGGGGGCGUCGCAGCGCUCGUGCGGUUUGAGGUCCGCGCCCGAAUCGCCAUGGCUGACGCCUUUGCGUGUAUCAACGUGUUCCACGAGGCCAUCGAUCAGUUGGAAAGAGCAUGCACCCUGAGUCGCAGGUACCACAUGAACCUCUUCACUGACAUCGCCACUGUGAUGCUGGCGGCUGUUUCACACCUAGCUCGGGCGUCCGGGAUUGCAGCAGUGGCGGACGACAACUUGGUCCACUCCGAGGUCUUCACCAGUCUCUUUCACCAAGCUGAGCCAUCAGUCCGGAUGCAUCUUACCAACUUGAAGUUCUGGCUCUCUCUGGUGACCGACAACUGUACUAGUCAAGAAUCCUGGAAGGCUCACUUACGUGAGAGUGCCGUCUUCUUUGCCAACAUAGGUGACAGGGGCUCCCUCCAGAAAACUGUGGACAUUUUCGUGAGUUAA
Mesocestoides corti is the source of this 2172-nucleotide messenger RNA. NCBI's taxonomy places the organism in Eukaryota, Metazoa, Platyhelminthes, Cestoda, Cyclophyllidea, Mesocestoididae. The record is from the annotation of a GenBank genome assembly.